AUGUUCAAUAUGCAUGCGUCCCAAUUCAACCCGCGCAGUCCGGCACAGUUGGCCCAGGAUUGGCAGAUUCCUACUAGGCCUAGUUCUGAGCUUGCCUCUCAAAUGGGCCAAAACAUUGAUCAGACUGGCACGAAUGUGAAAACGCCUACAGCGAAGCAAACGAAGGGACAGUCGAGUGGUAAUACAACGACCAGCCCUGUGGAAGCCCCGAAAACGGCGGGUACUACCGCGAAGAAGUCGAAUACAAAGCCAAAGAAAGCAGCUAGUGAGAUGGGCGAGGAUGACGAUUACGACCCGAAUGCACAACUGGCAAGGUCUUCUGGAACUAGGGCACGUGGCGGAAAGGGCGGUGGAGCAGCCAAGAAGGGGGCGAAAGGAAAGAAAGCCGCUGUUGAGAAUACGAAUGCUGCCCCAGAAGUCGAAGGCCUGGAAACCAACAUUGCUCCUGGAGGAAAGUUGGGCCGUACGACGGCUAGCAAGACUAGCAAGACUAGCAAAACCACGAAGCGACAGAGCGCAAACGUCGCAGGCGUCAACGAUGAGGCUCCGGCUCCGGAAUUGGCUGCUCAGGCGAGCCAGACCGGCACUCAGAAGCCAGCUGCGGCGAAGCGUAAACGGAAGGCGACCGAUGAAGGCGACGUCGAAGCCGAUUCCACCAACGCCACAGCUGGUGCCGGCCCCAAACGCACUCGCACACGUGCUCCGGCUCGUGGAGGCAAAGGGCCGGGCGUAUGA
Phaeoacremonium minimum UCRPA7 is the source of this 735-nucleotide messenger RNA. RefSeq lists its product as hypothetical. The coding region runs from base 1 to 735 and encodes 244 amino acids. NCBI's taxonomy places the organism in Eukaryota, Fungi, Ascomycota, Sordariomycetes, Togniniales, Togniniaceae. The transcript is spliced from 2 exons. The record is from RefSeq and is a predicted model, not a curated record.